Messenger RNA from Armigeres subalbatus, 1982 nucleotides. RefSeq names its product actin-related protein 2 (gene Arp2). Gene Ontology annotation, cellular component: Arp2/3 protein complex; actin cortical patch. The coding region runs from base 283 to 1485 and encodes 400 amino acids. Gene Ontology annotation, biological process: Arp2/3 complex-mediated actin nucleation. NCBI's taxonomy places the organism in Eukaryota, Metazoa, Arthropoda, Insecta, Diptera, Culicidae. The transcript has 6 exons. Gene Ontology annotation, molecular function: actin filament binding. The record is from RefSeq and is a predicted model, not a curated record.
GUGAUCGCCGCAGUCGUUUUAUCAAAAUCUGUCAAAUUAGUCAUUCCAUCAAACUUGUAGUGAUAGAUUUUUAAAAUUAUAGAAAAAAAUUGUUGAAAAUAGUGUAGAAAUUGUUCUUUUAGCCUAUUUCGGAAGUAAAGGGGAGCUGGGAACAUAAGUGUGGUGCGUUUCAUCGGAUUAUUUUCCAAACUUCCUACUGGAGGAGGUGUUUUCGUGUGAGCAUUCGGGUGGGGUACGACAAGACAGCGAAAGAAAAAAGAAGGUGGACAACCAUAAAGAGCAAUGGAUAGCAAAGGCAGGAAUGUAAUCGUUUGCGAUAAUGGAACCGGGUUCGUAAAAUGCGGCUACGCCGGCAGCAACUUCCCGGCGCACAUUUUUCCCUCAAUGGUUGGAAGGCCCAUCAUCCGAGCGGUCAACAAGAUCGGUGAUAUCGAAGUGAAGGAUUUACAUGUUGAUGAUCUUAUGGUGGGCGAUGAAGCUUCGCAGUUGCGCUCCCUCCUCGAAGUGUCGUACCCGAUGGAAAAUGGUGUGGUUCGGAACUGGGAGGAUAUGUGUCACGUGUGGGACUACACGUUCGGGCCGAGAAAGAUGAACAUAGACCCAACCAACACGAAGAUCCUGCUUACCGAACCCCCGAUGAAUCCCACCAAGAAUCGGGAAAAGAUGAUCGAAGUGAUGUUCGAAAAGUAUGGCUUCGAUUCUGCGUACAUUGCGAUCCAGGCCGUGCUAACCUUGUACGCCCAGGGCCUAAUCAGUGGCGUCGUGAUCGAUUCCGGUGAUGGCGUGACACACAUCUGUCCGGUUUACGAAGAAUUUGCCCUCCCUCAUCUGACGCGACGUCUCGACAUUGCCGGUCGGGACAUCACGCGGUACCUAAUCAAACUGUUGCUGUUGCGCGGAUAUGCAUUCAAUCAUUCCGCUGACUUUGAAACUGUUCGCAUGAUGAAAGAAAAGCUUUGCUAUAUCGGGUAUGAUAUUGAGAUGGAACAACGUCUGGCCCUGGAAACGACCGUUCUUGUGGAAUCCUAUACGCUACCGGAUGGUAGAGUGAUCAAGGUCGGCGGCGAAAGAUUCGAAGCGCCGGAGGCUCUUUUCCAACCCCAUCUGAUUAACGUCGAAGGCCAGGGGAUUGCCGAGUUAGUGUUUUCCACCAUCCAGGCGGCGGACAUCGACAUGCGGUCGGAACUCUACAAGCACAUUGUACUGUCCGGCGGAUCCACCAUGUACCCGGGACUGCCCAGUCGGCUGGAGCGUGAAAUCAAACAGCUCUAUUUGGAGCGCGUGCUAAAGAACGAUAGCGAGAAGCUAUCCAAGUUUAAAAUACGCAUCGAGGAUCCUCCCAGACGGAAAGAUAUGGUCUUCAUUGGAGGUGCCGUGUUAGCUGAAGUAACCAAGGAUCGGGAUGCCUUCUGGAUGUCCAAAGCCGAGUACCAAGAACAGGGUUUAAACGUAUUGAAGAAGCUCAGCGCACGAACUAGUAACUAGGCCAAAAAAUCCCCCUACACUAAGAUAACGCUUCCUUUUACUCUCUCACUAAACUACCGAUCGACUUGUGUUGGCCAGUUGGCUUUAAUUCUACUGCAUGAAGUCAGAUCACUAGCUAGUUGCAUUUCCUGCCCUGGGUAAAUUUAAUCGGGCGGGUGGAUUCAAUUUCCAAUGAUAGCGAAAAAAAUGCAUUUACCCUUAUAUAACUAGCCCAAAAUCAGAAUUCGAGAGCAUUGAAACGAAGUAUUUCACAGUUGAUUAACCCACAUGACGUACUGUCCCCUUGUUGUGUACGUUGCGUUUGAGCGUUUAAUUAAAUUUAGGACCUAUAGAAUAGAUUUAGCGAAAGGCUGUAAAUGCAGUGUAAACAUCAAAACAUUUUUUAUCCAUUGUAAAACUUAUUUUACUAUCGGUUCUUAAGAAACGAAUUUAAGUUAGAUUUUUAUAGUAUUGUAUUUCUGGAGCAAAUUAAAACAAUUAUUUUUCGUGAUACACUA